Bufo bufo (common toad) is the source of this 2096-nucleotide messenger RNA. It is a transcript of the gene DEPDC1B, whose product is annotated as DEP domain containing 1B. The transcript has 11 exons. The record is from RefSeq and is a predicted model, not a curated record. Bases 40 to 1629 code for a protein of 529 amino acids. Lineage: Eukaryota; Metazoa; Chordata; Amphibia; Anura; Bufonidae. Gene Ontology annotation, biological process: intracellular signal transduction; positive regulation of Wnt signaling pathway.
GACACAGCAACACCGGGGAGAGGCGACCGGGCCGGGGACAUGGAGCACCGCAUCAUAGGCCCGGGCCCCUACAGAGCUACCAAGCUGUGGAAUGAAACAAUUGAGCUUUUCCGCUCUGGAAUGACCCAGAAGAAGCAUCGUGUGCACUUUAAGAUGUAUGAGCGCUGCUUUACUGCGACAGAAGCCGUGGACUGGUUACAUGAACUGCUCCAGUGCAACCAAAACUUUGGACCAGAAGUAACUCGCAGUCAAACCGUCCAGCUGUUAAAGAAGUUCCAGAAGAACCACGUCAUCGAGGAUGUGAAAGGAAGAUGGGGAAAGGAAGACUUUGAGGAUAACAACAACCUGUACAGGUUUCCACCGACCUCACCGCUGAAACCAUACCCAAAAACACCUGCACAAAAAGUGGAGCCUCUUCCGUUCCCUCGCUGGACUGAUGAAGACUCUGUCACUUCAUAUGCUCAUAUUCCUGUGAGACCUGUCGUAAUGAAUUCUGAGUUGUGGUAUAAACGUCACAGCAUUGCUAUCGGGGAGGUUCCUGCUUGUCGACUGGUGUAUCGCAGAGAGUUAACCCCAGCAAAUAUUGAAGAGCUAUGGAAAUCUAGGACACUAUUACGUAUACAGAAGAUACUUGGACUUGAUUCUCUGGAAGAAGUGAUGGACACUAAGCAGGCAAAUGGGAAGCACAUAAUGCACAAUGUGUACAAUGUCAACAAGCAAGGGAUUGUGGUGAUGGAUGACAGAUCAAAGGAACUUCCGCACUGGCUGCUGUCAGCAAUGAAAUGCCUCGCUAGUUGGCCAAAUUGCUCUGAAAUGAAGCAGCCAAUGUACUUGGGCUUUGAAAAAGAUGUGUUUAAGACCAUCGCUGAUUAUUACAGUUCUCUGCAGGAGCCACUGCUGACAUUUCAGCUGUUUGAUGUUUUUGUGAAUAUACUCGGUCUUCUGCAAAAGAGGCUCGCAGCUAUUGAAGCUCUUCAGGUUUGCUGUCUACUUCUUCCUCCGGAAAAUCGCAGGAAACUGCAGCUGCUAAUGAGGAUGAUGGCAAGAAUAAGCCUCAACCGAGAAAUGCCACCUCUGUGUGAUACAACGGGAAACCGAGCGCUGAUGGUGCAGACCUUUUCUCGCUGCGUCCUUCGCUCUAAGGAGGAGGCGGACCUGGGUGAACUUUUAUCCACUAAUCUUGUAACCUUCAUGAUGGACAAUUGCCAGGAUAUUCUGACUGUUCCGACGUCUUUUAAAAACGCUGUGGAAGAUUAUGUGGCACACCAAAGAAGGGUCCAGAUAAAAUAUCCAGGGGCUAACAUUGACGGCACGCUUCAUCCAACUUUCAUCCAGCCACAGGGGACAACACAUGAGUAUGAAUAUCAGAAGCUGAGCAAACCUCAAGAUCCUGUGAAAGUUGCACUAGAAGAAAUUAUAACUAACAAGACCUUGUCUUCCAAGGAUAAGAAGAAAAAGCUGAAACAGUUUCAGAGAGCUCACCCUCAAAUCUACAAGGAACGUUUCCCAACGCCAGAGAGUGAAGCUGCUAUAUUUCCAGAGAAAACGAGCCUAAAAUCUCAGCUAUCCUUUUUCACCCUAAAACGGCCUUUCCAGUCGUUUCAGAGGACACGAAGCUUUCGCAUGUAAAAGAACUCUCUGAUUCCACCUGGAACAGAGGUGACGGUUUACAAUGUAUAAAGAUACUUUACAUGCCAAGACACGAGAUAGGAUGACCACUUAUCAGUAUUUUAUCUAUUACAAUAGGUCAGUUGUUAACAUGAACUUAAAUGUUGUUAUUCGGCAAACAUUUCAAGACUUUUCCCCUUAUGGACAGUGUUUUGUUUUUUUAUGUGACUACUGAAAAUGUAAAAUUGACUGAACAUUAUUCUCGGGGGAACAUUUUAAAACUUGACUAAAAAAGGUUUAAAAUUAUGUACGUACUUGAAUUUCUUCAAUACACUGGAUGACUGAAAAAUGAGGUAGCACUGUAUAUAAACCUUCUGAUAAUUGUCUUUAUCUACAAUCAGUUUAGUGUCAGAAAAUAAACCAUUUUUUAAUGAUUAGUAAUAUUUAAUAUUUUUGCAAAAGUGUCAUUUAAAUUUUUUUUAUUUUUU